This is a messenger RNA of Oxyura jamaicensis (ruddy duck), 4753 nucleotides long. Its product is annotated as alpha-2-macroglobulin-like protein 1. The transcript has 36 exons. The record is from RefSeq and is a predicted model, not a curated record. NCBI's taxonomy places the organism in Eukaryota, Metazoa, Chordata, Aves, Anseriformes, Anatidae. Gene Ontology annotation, molecular function: endopeptidase inhibitor activity. The coding region runs from base 34 to 4575 and encodes 1513 amino acids. Gene Ontology annotation, cellular component: extracellular region.
UGGUUUUGAAGCCAAGACAGGCUUUCGAAAGAGAUGGGCACCCUGUCAGAUCAAGAGCUGCAUAGUCAUUCAUCUCUGGAUGAGGGGGAGAGGGAAGAAAGAAAGCAGCAGAAACAGGGGCAAAGGGGGGACGGAGGAGAGGCUCACCUUCCCAUGAAGGGAUUCAACUUGCAUUCAGCUAUGUGGAGCAUCACUCUCCUGUGGGGCAGCAUCCUUCUCCUGCCUAGCGCGGCUGGAACGUCUGCAGUGAUAAAUUAUGCUGUGGCAAUACCAUCUCAGCUCUACCACCCCUUCUCAGAGACAGUGUGCCUCCAGCUCAGCAGAAAAGAAGCAGUCCCAAUCCAUGUGACAGUAACGCUGCAAAGCAAAGCUGGGAAUGAGACUCUGAUCACACAGGCCAUCUCUCAGCUCAUCUUCUUCCAUUGCACAAGCUUCCAGGUCCCUCCCCCUGUUGGACAGCCAGAGGAAGUAGCUUUUGUUGAGAUCACAGUCUUGGGAGCCAAUUCAGAGUUUCAGAAGAAACAGAAAGUCCUAAUCAAGCAUGCAGAGAAGAAGACUUUAAUCCAGACAGACAAACCCGUGUACAAACCCGGACAGACUGUCAAGUUGCGAAUCGUAACCUUGGAUCAGAACUUCAUUGCCAGCAAUGAAACACACCGCCUAGUGGAACUGAAGGACCCCAAAAGGAACCGAAUUGCACAGUGGCUGAAUGUUACCCCUGUGGGAGGCAUUGUGGAUCUGUCCUUCCCUCUGGCUGCAGAAGCACCAGCUGGAGAGUAUACCAUCAAAACGCCUGACCGCACACAUACCUUCAGGGUGGAAGAGUAUGUUCUGCCCAAGUUCAGUGUCUCCAUCCAGAUGCCUCAGGUGGUCACCAUCUUGGAGGAGACCUUCCAUCUCCAUAUUUGUGGCAUGUACACAUACGGAAAACCAGUUCAAGGUAGUGUGAAGGCUGUGGUGUGCCGUAAACAUAUCCAGUAUAAAAGGAAGUCUCCCAAAGCCAAGCGUAGUAUUUGUAAGGACUACACUGGCAAGACAAACGAGGACGGCUGUUUUACCACUGAGGUGCACGUUAAGACCUACCACCAGAAGCGUACUGACAAUUACGAUUUCAACCUGGAAGCUGUCGCUGCAUUGAAAGAAAGUGGAACAGGAGUGGAGUUGAACACCACUGAAAACUGCAAAGUCACUUUUGGUAUCACAACUCUUCAGUUCUGGGGGACAAGCUACUACUAUCAGCAAGGAGCUCCCUACUAUGGAAAUCUGGAACUCAAAAGUGGCAAUGGGACCCACCUGAAGAACAAAAAGGUGAUCCUUACAGUGUCCUAUGGUAGCAUGAAGCAGACCAAGACCUACUUCACAGACGACGCUGGGAUGGCCUCUUUCAUCUUAGAGACUUCAGCAUGGAACAGCAGUGAAGUCAGACUGCAGGCAAAGACCCUGCCAGAGGAAUUCAGCAGUCAGAACAUGAGGGUGUCUUAUGGUACUGCAUCCCUCACACUGAGGGCCUUCUACUCCUCCAGCCAUAGCUCUGUGAGGAUCCAACCAGUGCAGGCAGCUCUUCCCUGUGGAGAUGUGCAGCAGGUCACCGUGAAUUAUCGUAUCCUGGCCACUGAGCUGGGGGACAGGUCUGCUGGAGCAGAGUUCUACCACCUGGUUUUGGCCAGAGGAUCCCUUGUGCAUCAUGGCCAAACAAGAGUACUUCUGGAUCCACCACUAGGUCAGUAUAGUGGUACUUUCAAUAUCAGUCUUCCCAUUGACAUCAUUUCACCCAUGGCUAUGCUCUUUGUUUACACUGCCUUCCCUGAGGGUCAAGUGGCAGCUGACAGCUUCAGCCUGAAAGUCUCCAAGUGCUUCAGGAACCACGUGAAGCUUGGCUUUUCAGACACAGUGGCUCUUCCAGGAUCAGCUGUCCAUCUCCAUUUGCAGGCUGCACCACGCUCCCUAUGUAGCAUCCGUGCUGUAGACCAGAGUGUACUUUUGCUAAGGCCAGAGGCUGAGCUAUCCAGGGCUAAUGUGUACAAUAUGUUCAGUUAUCCUCAAGAGCACCCCAGUAUCCUCACAGACUCGUACAGUGACUACUGUACUGUCCACAAGAGUUCAGGAACCAUCAGUUCUCUGACCACGCUUCCACCAACAACUACAUCACCCUUUAUGUACGACAGAUAUUCUUACGCGGUGUCCCAGCCAGAUGUCUAUGAACUUCUGAGGAAUUCAGGUCUAACAUUUUUAACCAGCCUUAAAAUCAAGUCUCCAAUCGAGUGCCGCACCCAGACCACUUUCUACGACUACAUGUCUUAUGAUCAUCUGGAAGACUUGGAAGACUUGGAUCCAGAACUAGAUGUUGCUGUUGAACAUGCUGAGUCAGAGCACAUUGAGCUGGGCAGCAAGGCAGGGCCAGUACGUACCUGGUUUCCUGAGACGUUCAUCUGGAGUCUGGUCCCCAUCAAUGAUUCAGGGUCCGCUGAGUUACCUGUCACAGUACCUGACAGUAUCACAGACUGGAGUGCCAUGACUUUCUGCACAUCAGAGACCCAUGGGUUGGGAAUCUCAGAGACAGCCAGCCUGCGGAGCUUCAAGCCCUUCUUUGUGGAACCUAUCUUGCCCUACUCCAUCUUCCAGGGAGAGUCAUUUCCCCUGACUGUCAAAGUUUUCAAUUACCUGAAGCAGUGCAUGGUGCUCCAGCUAAGCCUAAUGAACUCCAGUGAUUUUGAAUUUGUGCAUGCAAAUGUCAGGUUCACCGUUUGUCUGUGUCCCAAUUCAGCAAAGACAUUUUUCUGGGAUGUGAAAGCUACUAAGCUAGGGAAGGUGAAUUUCACUGUCACUGCAGAGGUGAUUGAUCAGAAAGGUGUUUGCACUGAGAGUACAGCUGUUGUGCCAGAGUCUGGAGGGAAGGACACAGUGGUUAAGCACCUGCUGGUGAAGGCAGAGGGGCUGCUGGAAGAAAAGACCCACACCUCGCUCCUGUGCCCUAAAGGAACUUCAGCUUCGGAGACAAUCACUUUCACUUUGCCAGAGAACAUGGUCCUCGGGACAGAGAGAGCCCACAUCUCUUUCUUAGGUGACAUUUUGGGGACAGCACUGGACAACAUAGAUGAGCUCCUCCAGAUGUCCAGUGGUUGUGGUGAGCAGAACAUGGUUCAUUUUGCCCCCAAUGUCUUUAUCACACGAUACCUUCAAGAGACGGGACAACUGACUCCAGAAAUCAAACGGAAGGCAACUGGCUAUCUGGAAAGUGGAUACCAACGACAACUCUUAUAUAAACACGCAGAUGGCUCAUAUAGUGCCUUUGGGGAAGGAAGUGAGCCAGGGAACACAUGGUUGACUGCCCUUGUCCUUAAGACAUUCAGCCAAGCACAGAACUUCAUCCACAUAGAUGAGCAGAACAUUAAGGAUGCUGCCAGUGCCUUGAUUAAAAGUCAGACUCCAUCUGGCUGCUUCAAGAGUGUGGGGAAACUCUUCAACAAUGGUUUGAUGGGUGCAGUGGAGGAAGGACUGGGGUUGAGCUCUGCCAUUAUCACAGCUCUCAUACACUCUGGGAUACCACGCUCUGACCCAGCUGUGCAGAAAGCUCUGAAAUGUAUAACAGACCUGGUCAAUUCUGACAGCAGCAGUUCCAACCUCUACAGCCUGGCACUAGCUGCAAAUGCCUUUGCAGUAGCAGGUGAUAAGGCACUGAAGCAGAAAAUCCUCAAAAGACUGGAUAAGGCAGCCAUAAGAUCAGAUGCCCAAAUAUUCUGGAGUCAACAGUCCAAACACGAAGAAGAUCCCCUACAUUGGUAUCGGGCUCCAUCUGUUGAUGUGGAAUUGACAUCUAGUAUCCUCAUGGCUCACAUUUCAAAGUCAAGCUUGUCUUCAGAUGAAAUCAGAAAGGCAUCCCAGAUUGUGUCAUGGCUCCUCAAGCAGCAAAACCCUUACGGAGGCUUUGCUUCAACCCAGGACACAGUGGUUGCCUUGGAAGCCCUCGCCUUGUAUGCAACCAAGACCUUCAGCAAGGAUGGCCCUGACCUUCAGGUUUCUCUCUCCUCUGAGGGCUUCAGUAAAAACAUCCGAGUAGACAACACCAAUCGCCUCCUGCUGCAGACAGUGGAGCUGCCUGCCAUUCCCAGAGAUUAUACUGUGCGUGUACAGGGCCAUGGGUGCCUUUUCCUGCAGGCAAUUCUACGGUACCAUGUCCCUCUGCCGAGGAAGGACCUCACCUUUGCUGUGUCUGUGCAGACAGAGUGCACGGCACCCGAUGCCACCCAGUUUCCUGUCACCGUUCACGCUCGCUACACAGGGAACCGUGUGUCCACCAACAUGGUCCUGAUCCAAGUGGAGCUGCUGUCUGGAUACAGCCCUGUGGCAUAUUCACUGGAUGAGCUAAAGAAAAUGCCCUUAGUGAAGAAAAUUGAAAGUGAAGCUGACCGAGUCGUUCUUUAUCUGGAGGAACUGACUCGACAGCCUCAGGCCUACACUUUGCUGAUGCAGCAGGACAUGCAAGUGAAAGAUCAUAAGCCGGCUAAUAUCAAGGUUUAUGAUUACUACAUGCCAGAAGAAACAACAGUGAUCAGCUACAAUGCACCCUGCACAUGAGGAACAGGGACAGACAUUCUCUGCAGUCUCUGUCCAUCAGUCCUUUGUCAUCCCUGCUAACAGCCACCACAUGGAGAUGAGAAGCAAAGAGAAAAUAAUUGAAAUUACCUUCUGAGCAGUUAGUUUCCUAAAGGCUAGGACUAUGCCAGCUGUCAUAUUAAAAGUCAGUAGACUAGAA